This is a messenger RNA of Hansenula ciferrii, 681 nucleotides long. RefSeq lists its product as uncharacterized. Bases 1 to 681 code for a protein of 226 amino acids. The transcript has a single exon. The record is from RefSeq and is a predicted model, not a curated record. NCBI's taxonomy places the organism in Eukaryota, Fungi, Ascomycota, Saccharomycetes, Phaffomycetales, Wickerhamomycetaceae.
AUGUUUUCAAAUAAAGUUGAUCCAAAAGGUUGGAAUUUUUGGACUAGAACAAUUCCAACAUUAUGGCAAAUUUCACCAAUGAUUAAAAAUGGAAUUUAUUCAACAAGUUAUACAAAAUUAUUACAAUUAAAGACAAAUUAUGAUCAUAAUGAAAAAUUAAAACUUAUAAAAAGUGGUGAAUAUCAUCAAUCAAUAACUCUUAAUGAUUUUUCAAAAUUUAUUGAUGAAUUAGAAAUGAACAAGAUAUCAAUUGAUCAAAUUGGGAUCAUAAUUUCCAUAACAGUUAUCUUAAAUUGUUCAAUGAUGGUUUUCCCUAAUGAACCUAGGAAAACUUUAAUGGAAUCUGGUGUUUGGAAAGUCUUGAAUUUUAAUUAUAAACUAAUGAAUAUAACUGAAAGAUGUAAAGUUUUAAUAUCAGGUACAAAAUUUGAAGGAUUAUUAGGAGUUGAUGAAAUUAAACUUACAUCAGAUUCACCACCAAAUGUAUUAUUUAUUAAUUAUCUUCGUGAUUAUAUUAAUCAAAAUACUAAUGGAGAUAAUGAAUAUUUACAAUUCGUUUAUGAAGAUGCAUUAUUCUUAUUAGAAAAUUUAAUUGAUAGUGCUUUUUAUAUGGGUUAUGAAAUGCCCUUUUAUAAAUUUUUAUUUAAAUUAAUGGCUCAUGAAGGAUUUAUGAAAUUAUAA